Molecule: messenger RNA, 1185 nt
Organism: Oppiella nova
Lineage: Eukaryota; Metazoa; Arthropoda; Arachnida; Sarcoptiformes; Oppiidae
Source: the annotation of a GenBank genome assembly
AUGUCUAUUAAUAUAAUGAGUGAACAGUUGUUUCGCAAUCACUUGCUGUCCAUUGAAUGCAAACAAAUCGCUUCAGACAUGCAUUCAAUCGAUAAUCUGUUUGCAGAUGACGUCCAACGAAGACAAUUGGGCUUCAGGACUGAGCCCUACAUCCGACCCCCAAUUGAGAUCACUUUGCGGUCGACUUUCAAAGUGAAUGUCAAAGAGUUGGAGAUCGGACUCAAACUCAACGAUAAUAAAAGCGAUUCAUUGGAGAUCUCUUCGGCCAGUGAUUCGCAAGAGUUUCAGAUAAUUACCAAACAAUUCAAUUGUCACUCAUUUGACUCGUUGUGUCUCAAGAAUGUCUGCUUUCGACUCAAUUCCACAUUAAGUUCACUGAACACGAGUGCCACACAACGAGACAACUGUCCCCUCAGACACACCACUCGUGUCCACGCAAUCAAGUGCUUCAAGAAUUGCUUCCAAAUAAAUGCCAUUAAAAUCAAAAUCUUCAGAACAGCCAACUCUUCGGUUCCGUGUCUUAGUUAUCUAAACAUAUGGUGUCAACCAAUAGGACAAACGGAUCCCAAGAUUUUGCACCAAAUUCUAGACAUCUUUUCAAAACAGCGUCCAAACAGUGGUUCAAAGCGUUUGAGUUUUUAUAACUCAACCGAUGAUUCAAAUAACGAGACUAUCAGUGAAAGCACUUCUAAACGAAAGUUGGAUUCAAUUGAUUGUUCCCAAAGUGACCACAAGUCUGUGAUUCCCGAAGAGUUCAUCGAUUCGAUCACAAAUGAGGUGAUGAUUGAUCCCAUUCUUCUGCCUUCUGGUCAUUCUGUGGACAAAACCACUUUAGAUAAGUAUGUGUCAGAAGAGGCCAAAUGGUGUCGCCGUCCGUCCGACCCGUUCACGCAAUUGGUGUUCACAGGGGAACGACAGCCCAAACCAAACUAUAUUCUCAAACAAAGAAUCGACGAAUUCUUGAGCCAAUUGUGCGGUCAGUCCAGUGAUGAACGACUCGAGCCCUCAAACAAACGCCGAAUCGUUGGCUAUAAUUGUGUUAAUAAUAGGAAUCAAUUGAUUUCCAGUAAACUGUUGGCCAGUAAUGCGUGGGACGGGAGGGCCGGCAGUAGUAGUAGUAGUUCUGAAGCUAAACAAGUGGUGAAUAACCAGCAAAAAAUCUCCAGUAAAAGUCCAAAUCUGUGA